AUGGAACACCACAGUGGAGAACGUCCUUUCAAGUCAUUGAAGGACAAACAUGACGCAGGGGGAUACAGUCCUCCAUCUCCAGCCCAGCUAUCUAAAUCACGAUAUCUGUAUCUCGCGUUUGAAGCAUUGCCAUGGGUAAUGAGCCUGCUUGCAACAGCCGUGGAACUGCACUUCUCCCUUCCCAGAAAGACUCGCUUUCAAUUAUUCAUGGACACUGCCAUCAUAACGAAUUGCAUCAUCAGCCUUCUCCUCAUCAAAAUCUUCAACCAUGUCCCGCUCUACACUUGGACACUCAUUCGAGGGCACCCAUGCACGAGCAUCGAGCGUGUUGCUGUGUGGUUCUGCAACGCAACUUUCUGUGGCCUUCUAUUGAUCAGUCAAAUUACUGGCAUAUUCUAUCAAUGCGAACGUCCUGUUGGUGGAAAGUUCAUGAGCUUCAUGCUUUUCCAACUCAUAGCCCUGAUCGUCUUUUGGGAGGCCAGAGUAUGGGGAAUCAAGUUCUGGGCGAUGUGGAAGUCUACCACUGCAGAGCCUAGACACACGAUCGCGACCAUGAUAUUCACGGGGUUUUUGGCUGUCUCAUUCACACCCUGGGAGAUGUCUGAGUUGUGA
This is a messenger RNA of Mollisia scopiformis, 612 nucleotides long. RefSeq lists its product as uncharacterized. NCBI's taxonomy places the organism in Eukaryota, Fungi, Ascomycota, Leotiomycetes, Helotiales, Mollisiaceae. The record is from RefSeq and is a predicted model, not a curated record. The coding region runs from base 1 to 612 and encodes 203 amino acids. The transcript has a single exon.